AUGGAUAACUGGGACAGCGGCAACGAAUUCAUUCGGCGCCUGGAUUUUUCCAGCUGUGAUGAAGAGAGUGAAGACAGAAGCAUAAACGAGGAGGAUGCCCUGAGCUCAAGUCCCCCCAGGAGCAGCGAGUUCCAGAAGUGGCAAGAGAGUAGUCCUCUGCCAGCAACCCCUCCGAGAAAGCUCAGUGAGAUUUUCCUAAGUAGGACAAAAGCCUGGGUGAGUCCCACCCUGCACUCUUCCCCAGUGGUGAGCAAGAGCCGGGGCAGUGCCGAGACACCAUUGUGCAUCACCUGGAAAAAGCUGCAGCUGCGUGACACCCCGCACACGCCCAAGAGCCUGUUAUCAAAGACAGCUUUUCCUUCAUCUGGGACAAAGGUCCCACCCAAAGGCUUCCAACACCUGAGAUUCACUCCUGGUGCUGACUCAGAUGUCUCUACCCAAGCUUCUCAUGUCAACAUUAAUCCCUUUACACCAGAGUCAUAUCGACAAAUGCUCUUUCUUCCAAAGAGCGGAAGCAAGCGGAAGACCAGAGGAGAGCUGACGGAUCCUGACCGAAGAAGCCAAAUAAAGAAGGAGCUCCCUACAAAGAGAUAUCCUCUGAAAGAGAGCAAUAUGGUUUCCCGCUACCAGAAGGAGUUCCUGGAACUGGAAAAAAUUGGUGUGGGGGAAUUUGGCUCUGUCUACAAGUGCAUCAAACGCCUCGAUGGAUGUGUUUAUGCCAUCAAACGCUCCAAAAGGCCUCUGGCAGGAUCCUCAGAUGAGCACCUGGCACUUCGUGAAGUUUAUGCUCAUGCUGUCCUUGGACAUAGCCCCCAUGUUGUGCGCUACUACUCGGCCUGGGCAGAGGACGAUCACAUGAUUAUCCAAAGUGAACACUGCAACGGUGGGAGUCUCCAAGACGCGGUGCUGGAAAAUGCAAAGCUUGGCCAGUAUUUCCCAGAAGCAGAGCUGAAAGAAAUAUUGUUACAAGUCUCCAUGGGGCUAAAAUACAUCCACAACUCUGGCCUUGUGCACCUGGAUAUCAAACCUAGUAAUAUCUUCAUCUGUCACAAGCUGGCAGCUGCGAGCCCUGCUGGGCAGGAGGAGAGUGACAGCGAAGACGAAUUCUCUUCUGGUGUGGUGUAUAAGAUCGGUGACCUUGGCCAUGUGACAUCAAUAACAAACCCCCAGGUGGAGGAAGGAGACAGGCGGUUUUUGGCCAAUGAGGUUUUGCAAGAGCAAUACUGCUAUUUGCCGAAGGCAGACAUCUUUGCCCUGGCACUCACAGUAGCUCUAGCAGCCGGGUCGGCACCGCUGCCUCACAACGGGGCCAUGUGGCACCACAUCCGCAAAGGCAAUAUCCCACCCAUCCCCCAGAAGCUUCCUGAUGGCUUUCUUGAACUCCUCAAGCUCAUGAUCCAUCCUGACCCGGUGGAAAGACCUUCUGCCACAGCUCUCACUAAACAUCCGGUUCUCCGUCCUUCAUGUGGAAAAGCUGUGCAGCUCCAGAAGCAGCUCAAUGUGGAGAAGUGCAAGACUGCCAUGCUGGAAAGGUGCGGCGGCGGGAUGUUGCGGCGAGCGGCGUGGCAGGUGCUUCGCCAGUUUGUAAGACAUGAGUCUGAUACGGUCACCUCCUUGGUGCUCGAAAGAUCCAUGAAUCGUGUUCAGUUACUUGGUCGGGUUGGACAGGACCCUAUCAUGAGGCAAGUGGAGGGAAAAAACCCCGUUACCAUAUUUUCUCUUGCAACCAAUGAGAUGUGGCGAACAGGGGACAGUGAGUUAAACCAGGGAGGUGAUAUCAGCCAGAAGACAACAUGGCACAGGAUCUCUGUCUUCAGACCGGGCCUCAGGGAUGUCACAUAUCAGUAUGUGAAGAAGGGUUCUCGAAUCUAUGUUGAAGGGAAGCUGGACUACGGUGAAUAUACAGAUAAAAACAACGUGAGGCGGCAGGCCACGACAAUUAUAGCAGAUAAUGUGAUUUUUCUGAGUGACGGUGGUGCGAAGGACAGGGCAUGAAGUUGUUAGCACUUGGAUCCCAGGCCAUUUCAUUCCUUUUGUUUUACAGUGCUUCAUAAUUCUGUAAUCAUGUAUAUUGCUGUAGGUUCUUUAAAAUAAAUAAAAUGUUUGAUACCUGUAGGGUAUCUGUCUGUA
Calidris pugnax (ruff) is the source of this 2130-nucleotide messenger RNA. Its product is annotated as single-stranded DNA-binding protein, mitochondrial-like. Gene Ontology annotation, molecular function: protein kinase activity; ATP binding; single-stranded DNA binding. Gene Ontology annotation, biological process: positive regulation of helicase activity; regulation of meiosis I; mitochondrial DNA replication. Lineage: Eukaryota; Metazoa; Chordata; Aves; Charadriiformes; Scolopacidae. The transcript is spliced from 16 exons. The coding region runs from base 1 to 1995 and encodes 664 amino acids. The record is from RefSeq and is a predicted model, not a curated record. Gene Ontology annotation, cellular component: mitochondrial nucleoid.